AUGUCAAAAAAAGGACGCAGCAAGGCUGAAAAGCCGGAGGCACUGAUCAUGUCCUUACAAGCUGCCAAUGAAGAUCUCAGGACCAAGCUAACAGACAUUCAAAUUGAGCUCCAUCAGGAGAAGUCCAAGGUGAGUAGACUUGAAAGGGAGAAAACCCAAGAAACGAAGCGGAUUCGGGAGCUGGAGCAGCGCAAGCAGACAGUCCAGAUCACUGAACUGAAAGCAAAGCUGCAUGAGGAGAAGAUGAAGGAGCUCCAGGCUGUGCGGGAAAACCUCAUCAAACAGCACGAGCAAGAAAUGGCCAGGACAAUGAAAAUUAGGGACAGUGAGAUCCAGAGGCUCAAGUCAGCACUGUAUGCAUUGCGGGAAGGGAGCAGUGACAAAGUACGGACAGCCCUGACUAUUGAGGCUCGCGAAGAGGCCAGGAGACAAUUUGACUCUGAGCGCCUUAAGCUUUUGCAGGAGAUCACUGAGCUAAAGUCUGCCAAGAAACAAGUGGAUGAGGCCCUUAACAACAUGAUCCAGGCGGAUAAGAUCAAAGCUGGGGAUCUGCGAAGUGAGCACCAGUCCCACCAAGAAGCAAUAUCGAAGAUCAAGUGGGAGAGUGAAAGGGAUAUUCGCAGGCUGAUGGACGAGAUCAAAGCGAAAGACAGAACCAUCUUUUCCUUGGAGAAAGAACUGGAGACCCUGACUGGAUAUGUCCAGAAGCUUCAGCUGCAGAAGGAGGCUUUAGACGAACAGCUCUUCUUAGUGAAGGAGGCAGAAUGUAACAUGAGCAGUCCCAAAAGAGAGAUCCCGGGCAGAGCAGGAGAUGGCUCCGAGCACUGCAGCAGUCCUGACUUGCGCAGAAACCAGAAGAGAAUGGCAGAGCUGAAUGCCACUAUACGGAAGCUGGAAGACAGGAACACACUCCUCGUAGACGAGCGGAAUGAACUGUUGAAACGUGUCCGGGAAGCAGAGAAACAAUGCAAGCCUCUCCUGGAAAGAAAUAAGUGCCUCUCCAAGAGAAAUGAUGAACUUAUGCAGUCAUUGCAGCGCAUGGAGGAGAAACUCAAAGCAAUCGCUAAGGAAAAUUUAGAAAUGAAAGAAAAAAUGACGUCUCAUCCUCCUCUGAAAAAAUUGAAAUCUCUCAAUGACCUGGACCAAGCUAAUGAAGAGCAAGAAACGGAAUUCUUGAAGCUCCAGGUUAUAGAACAACAGAACAUUAUUGAUGAGCUGACCCGGGACAGGGAGAAGCUUAUUCGGCGGAGGAAGCAUAAAAGAAGUUCAAAGCUAAUUAAGAGGCAUGUACUGGACACAGUUUAUGGGGGGGAUGAUGAUUCCAUGGACUCUGAAACCUCAUCGAUGGCUUCAUUCAGGACAGACAGAACACCAGCAACCCCAGAUGAAGACUUGGAUGAAAGCUUAGCUGCUGAAGAAUCGGAGUUGCGAUUUCGGCAGUUAACAAAGGAGUAUCAGGCCCUGCAGAGAGCUUAUGCAUUACUGCAAGAGCAAACAGGGGGUAUCAUAGAUGCAGAACGAGAAGCCAAGGCGCAGGAGCAACUCCAAGCUGAAGUUCAGAGAUACAGAGCUAAAAUAGAAGAUCUGGAAAAAACACUGGCCCAGAAAGGACAGGACUCCCACUGGGUAGAAGAUAAACAACUUUUUAUUAAGAGGAAUCAGGAGCUUUUGGAUAAGAUAGAAAAGCUGGAAAUAGAAAACAAUCGAUUGCAACAAGAGCUGCAGGAUGCUAGAGAUCAGAAUGAGCUGUUGGAAUUCCGAAAUCUAGAACUUGAAGAAAGAGAAAGGAGGUCUCCACCUUUUAAUCUGCAAAUCCACCCAUUCUCUGAUGGUGUGAGUGCUCUACAGAUCUACUGCAUGAAAGAAGGUGUCAAGGAUGUAAGCAUUCCAGAUCUCAUAAAGCAGUUGGACAUCUUGGGUGACAAUGGGAAUUUAAGAAAUGAAGAGCAAGUGGCUAUAAUUCAAGCUAGUACUGUAUUAUCCCUGGCAGAAAAGUGGAUACAGCAGAUUGAAGGAGCCGAAGCAGCUCUGCACCAGAAGAUGAUGGAACUAGAGAGCGACAUGGAGCAGUUCUGUAAAAUAAAAGGUUAUCUAGAGGAAGAACUGGACUUCAGGAAACAAGCACUUGACCAAGCGUAUAUGAGAAUCCAGGAGCUUGAAGCCACCUUAUACAAUGCUUUGCAGCAGGAAACAGUAAUAAAGUUUGGAGAAUUGCUUAGUGAGAAACAGCAGGAAGAACUUAGGACUGCUGUAGAAAAAUUAAGAAGACAGAUGCUGAGAAAAAGUCGAGAAUAUGAUUGUCAGAUCCUGCAGGAGAGAAUGGAAUUGCUUCAGCAGGCACAUCAGAGGAUCCGAGAUUUAGAAGAUAAAACUGACAUCCAGAAGAGACAGAUCAAGGAUUUAGAAGAAAAGGUUAGAGUCUCCUUUUACCUUGAUUUUUUUCCCCUCUUGUUUUCUAGAGUGAUUGACUACGCAGUAAAGUCCUCAUAA
This is a messenger RNA of Varanus komodoensis (Komodo dragon), 2490 nucleotides long. It is a transcript of the gene JAKMIP2, whose product is annotated as janus kinase and microtubule interacting protein 2. Gene Ontology annotation, molecular function: microtubule binding; kinase binding. The record is from RefSeq and is a predicted model, not a curated record. Lineage: Eukaryota; Metazoa; Chordata; Lepidosauria; Squamata; Varanidae. The transcript has 20 exons. The coding region runs from base 1 to 2490 and encodes 829 amino acids.